GGAGAAUCGGCGUGAAACCACGCAAAGGGUUCGGCGAUGACACGGCUUCUCCAUCAACUUUUGCUUUGCCAGUCCUCUCCGUUCCAGCCUUUUUUUCUUUUUUUUUUUUUUUAAAAAAAAAAAGACAAAAAUCACUCGCCGUAUCUCUUAUUGACAAGCGUAAUGGCAACGCUGGCCACUUCGCUGCCCGCGAAGUCUGACGCUACGGCCGUGAUUGUUCCUGGUUCGACGUCGUUGUCCGUCUCAUUCGCCGAGCUCGACGCAGAGAUCCGCUCCUUCCAGCGGAAGCUUGCAAAGCUCGGCAUCGGCCAUGGAGCCGCUGUAUCUAUUGCUCUGAUUAACAGCUAUGAGUUUAUCGUCUCUUUCCUUGCGGCAGGUUUCCAAAGAGCCAUUGCAGCCCCGUUGAAUCCGGCCUAUAAACAGUCUGAAUUCGAGUUCUACAUCGACGAUCUGAGUUCCUCGUUAGCCCUUGUUCCCAGGGGUGCGUAUGACGAAGAUGCACCCGCCGUACGAGCGGCUCGAAAGUACAAUGCGGCCAUCGCAGAGUGUUACUCGAAUGGCAAGGAGGUCGUUCUUGACGUGAAAGAGCUUGGGAAACUGAAGGGCAAUGGGGACAAAAAGAUUGAGUCCGCGCGGCCAGAUGACGUCGCCCUCGUCUUGCAUACUUCGGGAACCACAGGACGGCCCAAAGCGGUGCCCUUGACGCAUAGGAACCUCACAAGGACAAUGAAGAAUAUCGAAGCAACGUACGAUCUGUCAUCUGAAGACAGGACGUACCUAGUCAUGCCCCUGUUCCAUGUCCACGGCCUGCUGGCUGGUUUUCUUGCGCCACUUGCAGCGGGAGGUUCUGUGAUUGUACCACCCAAGUUUUCUGCGCAGCAAUUUUGGUCCGAUUUCAUCGCAAAUAAAGCGAAUUGGUACACCGCCGUGCCAACCAUCCAUCAGAUUCUACUCAAAUCACCUCUGCCGCAGCCAGUACCUAACAUUCGCUUCAUACGAAGCUGCUCAAGCCCUCUCAGUCCCAAGGUAUUUCAUGAACUGGAAAAGGCGUUGAAGGCCCCCGUUCUGGAGGCGUACGCGAUGACCGAAGCAGCUCACCAAAUGUGUUCGAACCCGUUGCCGUCCAGAGGGAAACGCAUUCCUGGGUCUGUUGGCAUUGGCCAGGGUGUCGAAGUCAAGAUCCUCGAUGAAAACGGGAACGAGCUGCCGAGGGAAACAAAUGGAGAAAUUUGUAUACGGGGGGAGAACGUAACCAAAGGAUACCUAAACAACGAAGCAGCGAACGCCUCCUCGUUCACCAAAGAUGGUUUCUUCCGCACUGGUGAUCAAGGAAAGAUGGAUAAGGAAGGCUAUGUCUACAUCACGGGCAGAAUCAAGGAGCUGAUCAACAAAGGCGGCGAGAAGAUUUCGCCGAUAGAACUAGACAACAUUCUGGUACAGCAUCCUGCUGUGGGCGAAGCGGUCUGCUUUGCAAUUGCCGACGAGAUAUACGGGCAAGAUAUUGGUGUUGCCGUCGUGUUGAAAAACGGCAAUCAGCUGACGGAGAAGGAUCUCGUGGACUGGAUGAGAAACAAAGUGGUCAAAUUCAAAGUGCCAAAGAGAGUUUGGUUCACUGACACGAUGCCCAAGACGGCGACUGGUAAAAUUCAACGAAAGAAUGUGGCCGAUGCCAUGCUGAAAAAGGACGAGACUAGGGCGAAACUUUAGACAGAAAGACAGGAUUGAAUAAACACGAAGCCUGUUUAAUAUGUAGGGUACUUAAUCGACUUUAACUUCGCCCGUAGACCUCUUUACCCCUUAUUCUGCCGAUGAGGGUGACAUGCAAAUGAAACCAUUGUUAUGGCA
Molecule: messenger RNA, 1845 nt
Organism: Verruconis gallopava
Lineage: Eukaryota; Fungi; Ascomycota; Dothideomycetes; Venturiales; Sympoventuriaceae
Exons: 3
Coding region: 163-1707 (514 amino acids)
Biological process (GO): fatty acid metabolic process
Molecular function (GO): medium-chain fatty acid-CoA ligase activity
Source: RefSeq, a predicted model, not a curated record